CGUUGGGGAGGGGCUAGUGGGGCCUGGAGACGGCGCAGUGACAGGACCGCCGAGGCUGGUGCUGAGGCGACGAUGGCAGAGGGGCCGGAGGAAGUCCGAGGCCGCCCUCCUGAGCAGGACGACGGCGGAGGGGACCCCGAGCCCGUCCCUUCCCUGAGAGGCUCUCCCGCCGCCGCCCUACGCCCCCGGGACGGGCCGCAGGCGGAACCCCAGGCCCCGGGCCGGCCCCCCGCUCCGGGCCUCGCACCCUCCGCGGCCGCCGCUGAGGAGUCGGAGCCGCCCGGCGAGCCCGGGAAGCGCGGGGAGACGGGCCCCGGCUCCAGUGCGGGGCUGCAGGAGCCGGCAGGCGGCGAGGCGCCCGAGGCCGCCGCGCCGCGAGACAGGCCGGUGCGGCUGAGCGCCCGCGAGUAUUCCCGGCAGGUGCACGAGUGGCUGUGGCAGUCCUACUGCGGCUACCUCACCUGGCACAGCGGCCUGGCCGCCUUCCCCGCCUAUUGCAGCCCCCAGCCGCCCCCGCCGAGCUACCCCUCGGGCGGUGGCGCCCCCGCCCCCCAGGCCGCGGCGCCGCCGCCCCUCCAGCUGGGCUAUUACAACCCCUUCUACUUCCUGAGCGCCGCGGCCGCCGGGCCUGACCUGGGAGCGGCUACCGGCAUCACCCCCGCUGCUCCGGUCGCGGGCCUGGGAGGCCGGGCUCCGCACGCGCAGGGAUCCGUCCGGGCAACCCCGGGGACCAGGGUGGGAUCCGGCGCCCCUUCGCGAACCCCGAGCGAGACCGGGCGGCAGGCAGGCAGAGAGUAUGUUAUUCCAUCCUUGGCCCACAGAUUUAUGGCAGAGAUGGUGGAUUUCUUUAUUCUCUUCUUUAUAAAAGCAACCAUUGUCUUAAGUAUUAUGCACCUCAGUGGAAUAAAGGAUAUCUCCAAGUUUGCUAUGCAUUAUAUAAUAGAAGAAAUAGAUGAAGACACAUCAAUGGAAGAUUUGCAAAAAAUGAUGAUUGUGGCUCUCAUAUACAGAUUGUUAGUUUGUUUCUAUGAGAUAAUUUGCAUUUGGGGAGCAGGUGGAGCGACCCCAGGGAAGUUCCUGCUGGGCCUUCGAGUGGUAACGUGUGAUACAUCUGUGCUUAUCGCGCCGAGUCGGGUUCUAGUGAUUCCUUCCUCAAAUGUGAGCAUCACAACGUCUACUAUACGAGCUUUGAUCAAGAAUUUUUCUAUUGCUUCUUUUUUCCCGGCUUUCAUCACAUUGCUGUUUUUUCAGCAUAAUCGAACAGCCUAUGACAUUGUAGCAGGAACCAUUGUGGUAAAGAGAAAUGGGGUCAGAUGAUGCCCCAAAAAGCCCUGAAUUCCAUCCUCUCUGGAAUAACGACAAGACUAAAUUAUGUAUCGAGGCCAUCGGUAUCCCUGGGUUACACUAAUUGAUGAUUUAGAAAUUAAAGCAGUCACUCCAGUGUGA
Messenger RNA from Callorhinus ursinus (northern fur seal), 1446 nucleotides. RefSeq names its product family with sequence similarity 8 member A1 (gene FAM8A1). The record is from RefSeq and is a predicted model, not a curated record. NCBI's taxonomy places the organism in Eukaryota, Metazoa, Chordata, Mammalia, Carnivora, Otariidae.